AUGGUGAGGUGGUUGGGGGGGGGUUGGGGAGGGGGGUUUUGGGAAGGGGGGCCUCCGUCUAAACAGGGCCUUGAACCCGGUCUGUCCCCGGUCUUUGCAGAGUUCCUGUCUCACUCGUUCUCGGUGCCGGAGCUGAGGUUUCUCUUCCUAAACGUUCUUCCAGACCUGACGGAUCGAGUCCUGGUCGACGUUGGAUCCAGACUGGGAGCAGUUCUGUUCGGGGGACACGUGUUCAGCUCAGCAUCAGGUCUCGUUGGAGUCGAACUAAACCAGGACUUUGUGACGGUCCAGAACCAAGUGAUUCAGAAGUAUGGCUUUGAAGACCGCGUUCAGGUCGUGCACUCAGACAUUUGUUCUCAGGAUUCUUUGGUACAAAACGCAGAUGUUCUGGUCAUGAAUAACGUCUUUGAGUUUUUCCUGGAGCCUCCGGAGCAGAUCAGAUGUUGGAGGUUCCUUGUGCAGAAUUUCCGUAGAAAAGGUUCUCUGUUGGUGACGGUCCCAGGUUUAGAUGAGAGCUUCAGGCAGAUCCAGGAGGCGCUGCCUUCUGAUUGGCUGGAGGAGCUUCCUGUGAACUAUGACCUUUAUCUGACCAGCGACAGCGACCAGAACGACUGCUUCAGACAGAUUCACCUGUACCGAGUCAUGUGA
Molecule: messenger RNA, 648 nt
Organism: Knipowitschia caucasica
Lineage: Eukaryota; Metazoa; Chordata; Actinopteri; Gobiiformes; Gobiidae
Source: the annotation of a GenBank genome assembly